AUGCUGACAUCAAGCUUUAACAUAUUCUACAGUGGAUUCAUGAUCGUAUUUGAUCCGGUAAGUAACUUUACAUAAAGUGAAAGGGCCCGAAGAGGCACGUGUUUCUUUUGAGCCUUAGGGUUUCAGCGUCAUGAGUAUUCGACUGUAUGACAUUGUUGUUUUUAGCGAAUCAUAUCAGACUUCCCACACUACCUUCUAUUCGCACGACCUCUGUUCUUCACUCUUACUAAUGAAUUUUUCCUCCGGCUGAUCAUCUGCAUGUGCUUUGCAAUAACCUACAUACAUGGGACCUUGCCUCCUUUGCAAUUCUUUUUUCGCUACAGGUUGUUAUCAUGCGGCCACACCGAGUACACAGAGUUUUACAAACUGUUUGCUGCUGGUUUUAUUUUCUGGAUUUCCUUUUGCCUUUCCUACCUCGCAGAUUUCGUCGAUACCGAGAUUUUAACGAAUGCAACAUUUUAUAAUGUUCCCGGCUGUGAUCUAACCAAUCAUCCGGCAAUGAGUGCGUUGUAUAAAGUAAGCCAGUAACAGGUUAAUUAAAUUUAUAAUUGUAUUUCAGUCAUCACUUACCUCAAGAAUUCACGAAUUUAUAAUAAGCGCAAUACUGCUUUGCAGCUUCCUUCUUGUUCUGUAUUUGUCUUACAAAACGCUGAAACGACUAAAAACGGGGUCCUUCGCUUCAAGAAAACUCAAUUACGAUCUCAAUCUGGUCUUAUUUUUACAGGUAAGUGGGAUGCACGUUUCCCUAAUUGGUACUGUUUCAGGCAAUGAUGCCUUUCUCCAUGAUUAUCCUACCAGUCUUGUUGCUUGUCUCAGGAUUAGCAAAAAAAGAUUUUCUGCCUUACGUGGCGGUGUCUACAACAGCCGGAAGUAUAGCCAUGCCAGCGUUGGAUGCGUCGAUAAUCUUGUUUGUGCUACCUGCUUUCCGUAAACGGCUGCAGAAAUUCAUCGGAGUGUUGAAAAGUGCACGUGUUCAACGGAUUUCUCAACCCAGCGCUUCCGAGUACACAACCGCAAAUUCAAAAAGAGACAAGUAAAUUGUUGACAAUAGAAUGCCAGACUCAAAAUUUUUGCCUUGUCCCUUUCCAUCGCAAUAAUGUUUCCGAGAAAUUCGUUAAUGACAUAAGCACGCAAGUGUUAAAAGAACCCAUGUUACGGUAAAAUGCAGGACAGCUUUUGUAGCCAAGAUGCCGUGUAUUUGGCUGUAAAGCAUGACCUAUACGCCUUGCACAUUUUUAGAGAAAAGGCGUACAAAACACGGCCUCAUUCUCGGAACAUUACAAAAAACAAAAAGGUCGGCUCUCAAGUCUACCUCGUGGGAAUGCUUAAUUUCUGUAGUUGAAUAAAGAUUUCACCCACACUUCAUUUUCAAGAAGCCAUCGACCAUCACCAAUAUUUUCGCUUGGAUAACCGUACCUUGGCAACUCCACAAAUUGUCGAUGUUUGUCGACUUAAACACCCCGAAGGCCAUGAUUAGGGGCCCGACGUAUGAUCUAUUAUUCCUUGAAUAAAGCAAAAUCUUGGAUAUGACUUAUUGGGACAUUUGUUUCAAUAACACUAAUGAAAUGACCUAUCACCAGCUUCAAUUAUGAUUGGCAACUAUGCAAAUAUGCAUACUCUUUUUAUCCUACAAAUGGCUAAAUAUAAAUCUGUUAUUGCUUUUAUAAGUAGUCUCAUAGAUCUACUGCGAGGGCCUCGCUUCCCUUUAUUCCAUUAAUUUUCCAUCGCUUUCUGUAUCUUUGGUGACCAUGAAGUUUCUACUGCUUAUUGAAACCGCCGCCAAAGAAAGUUUGCUCGAUCAAAAGACAAACUCCCCAAUAAAUAGUUUACGAGUUCUCCUGAACUUUUGUUGCCAUGGAAUAAACUGAAUUACCAUCUGUAAUAUAGGUACGGCUUAUUUACCCUUUCUUGGAAAGUCAAAAAUAGAAAUACGGUCAUUUAAAGAGACCGUAGUACGAAUAUAAAUUUCCUCGGAUAGCCUACACUUCGCGAAGCAAUGUCAUGCUUUUAAUUUAAUGGCUAUCGCUCACGAUGUGUUUUUUAGUUGAAAUGUAAAAACAUUGUGUAACAACUGACACCACAGGCUUGUGAUUGUUCUGCGUAAGUUUAAUUCAUCUGCAAGGAGGCUAAAUGUCACACUUCUUUAUUCCCUGUAGCAACUCUAGCGGAACUGCUGUUGUGAACUUUAUUUCUAACGGCUCUUGUGUGCUUUCAAUUCUGCUCAACCUGAUCGUUUUGUUGUUUUGCAGACAGCAAACACGAUUUCUAAAAUCGUACACAAAUGUCUUAAUGCUGACAUCGGGCUUCAACGUCGCAUAUAGCGUUUACAUGAUUUUUGUGGGAUUUGUAAGUUGAAAACUUUAGUUUGCGCCUAAACAGCUUCGCAAAAAAUGUCUGAGAACGUAAGCGACACUUCGUAAUGUACUAUUUCAGAGAGCUAUAUCCAUUGACAAGCACAGAGUCUUCUUCACGGAUUCCAUGCUAAUAAAGUAUCAAAGCCCACUCCUACAACAAACUGUUCUAGCAGUGCUGUUUGCAUUUCUUUGCGUUCUGGGUACCCUACCCUCGAUGCAGUUCUUUUUUCGCUAUCGGCUUCUAACCAAAGCAACAACCGAAAAUGCUGAAUUUUAUAAAUUAUUUGGACUUAUAAGUGUGCUUUGGUUGAUCUUUCACUUCACAACUUUUAUUGACUUUGAAGAUACCGGCCCUUUAGCUGAGGCUGUUUUCAGCAAUGUUUCUGGAUGCAAUGGAGCCAAUUAUCCGCUAAUAAGCUCUUUGAAUAAGGUAAACUAGGUGAGGGGAGACUUUCAAUCUUUUGUUUUAGGCGACAAUGACAUCAAAAAUUUACGACGCAACUUUGAAUACCAUGCUAUCCGGAAGUUUUGUAAUUGUACUUUACUUUGCAUACAAAACAUUGCGCGUCUUAGAAAGUAAUGACCAUGACCAUGGCACCUCCGGCACAUCGCGUCGACUAAAUUUGGAUAUUAACUUAAUCUUAUUUUUACAGGUAGCUCAUGAACUCAUCAAUAGUUAUUAUAUGUAUAUUUCCUAAUUUAGGCGACAGCACCGUUUUCUCUCCUGAUCUUGCCUGUCGGUUUGUAUGUCUCUGGACUUGUUACGCCGACAAUUUUGCCGUAUCUUGAAGUUGUUGGAAAUGUGGGGAUUAACUGUACGCCCGCCGUGGAUGCAAUUAUCGUACUGUUUGUCCUGCCCGUAUUUCGGCGAAAGUGGCUGAACAUUUUCAGAAUUGGAGGAAGGGCUAUCCAAGUUCAAAAAGUGACUAGUGCGACUGAUGCGUUUAUGACUUCUUAAAAAAAAUAAAGUCUUUGAAAAAAUCGUUGGAUGUUGAGUCUGCUAGAGUCUUUGAGUAUUGCCAGGCCUCUUCAAUUGAUCCUCACUUGUUUGUCAUAAGUUGAAGCCCUAAGCUUGACGCACACUACAGCAUACUUCUUUACGCCAAGUCGCUGAAUUAAGGAACAAUUUGCUUGUAAGAUUUCAUACCACAAAUACACACUGUGUUUAAUAGCCAGUUCUUGACCGAACAAUGUCUCCUGUUUAAGGCAGAAUACUGUCACCGAUGGCGUUUGCCAAACAGAUGGGGGUGGUAUUGUACUAAUUGAAUUAAUAUGACUUUUAGUUCGUUUUGUACAUUAAACUUUGAGCUAUAUUGCCAGCUGUACAUAAAAUCAGAGCCUUCAACAACUUUAAAUUUUCAUGCAAACUUGCUGUAUUAGCUACAGCAAGAAAAUUGUGAUGUAUAUUGUGCUAUAAUAUAAAGUAAGAUACGGUAUAUAAAUGAACACUUAAACUUUUAAUCAGGAUUAAUACUACAGUUGUAUUCCAGAAUUGUAAUCUCCACCUUCAUCGCGGGUUUACUGUAGACAUGACGUAACUGUAUAGAUUGUUAGUCCGGGGACCUAUUUCUAACUACGAAUUUUAUAAUAGCUUAGCUUUUACAAUUUUUCGUGAAAAACACACUGCCAGCCAGUCGUACAUUAAGCAUAUAUUUGAAUAAAAUGGUUGAGUUCUUUAUUCCCUGUAACAAAAGCAUUGAAACUACGAUCUACAACAUCAUAAUCAAUCUGAUUCUGCUUUCUUCAGUCGGCCUAAACUCUCUUGUUUUGUAUAUUAGCCUACAACAGAAAAAACGAUUGCAGCUGUAUACUAAGAUUAUUACUGUAACUGCGAGUUAUAAUAUUUUCUAUACCGUUUUGAUGAGCUUGAUUGGAAUGGUGAGUUGUGUUUGAAUCGGAAUACAUAGGCUACACAAUGACUGACUCUGAACAAAUGAAGCCUAAACUUGUUACCAAUUUAUUUUGCAAAAUCUAGCUGGUCUUACUUCUUUAAAGAUAUUGUUUUAAGUUUUAGAGGACUUUACCGUAUCGCCCAUACGACGUCUUCUUUACUAACCCUCCGUUUUUCACAUAUUCUAACGACAAGAUCCAGAAGCUGGCAUUGAUGCUGUGCUACACGAUAGUUUACAUCCACACAACUCUGCCAGCCACUGAGUUCUUUUUUCGGUAUAAACUCCUAACAAACCCUCAUACAGAAUACGAUCUAUUUUAUAAACUAUUGGCAUCUUCCAUUGUCUUCUGGAUACUUUAUGGUUCAACCUAUACGACCGACUAUCAAGCCACAAGUGGUUUGCAAGAAAUGGUCUUUGGGAAUAUUAGCGGAUGCGAAGGAAAUAAACUGCCAGUCUUCAGCGUCAUGGAUAAGGUAACUUACUUAGAAAUUAUCUUUGUUAGCUCAUUAGUAACUCUUCUUUGAUAGGAAAAGAAUAAAUUUAAAUUUAUAUUUAUUUUCUGUCUUACCUAGUUCAAGAUUGCCUUUUUCCUUCCUAUUGUGGAAAUACUGACCAUUCUGAAAUUUUAGACGACUUUUGGGUGUUUGAUGCAUGACAUUACCCUGAGUAGUCUCCUCUCCGCCAAUUUUGUUAUUGUAGUUGUUUACGCGUACCGGACAUGGAAGAAAUUGGGAGAAGACGACAUGCGUGUGGUAAUUUCAACGAGGAAAUUGAAUGCAGACAUCAACUUGGUUUUGUUUUUGCAGGUACGUGUUGUUGACAUACGACUUUACUAUUCAUUACGAAGGGUUUGAAAUCGCAACAAUACGUCAAGAAUUUAGCUAGCGUGGAAGAAUGCAUCGCGCGCUUAGCGUUGCGCCUCAAUCUAGGAUUUUACAGAAUAAAUUCCGUCCAAAGAAGACAAAUUAUUCAACUGCUUCCUUUGUUGUUCUAUCAAGUAAUAAUCAUAAAAUUUUAGGCUUCCCUUCCAUUUUCCUUUCUCAUGCUUCCAAUUGGACUCUACGUUUCGGGGAUCGUAACCAACGACGCCUUGCCAUACAUAUCGAUCAUUGGCACUACCGGAUCAAACCUAAUCCCUGCCUUGGACGCGUUUAUUGUGCUUUUCGUCCUUCCGGCAUUCCGGUCUAAAAUCCUUCACAUACUUCAAAUUGGAAAGCGACAAAAUCAAGUCGAUAAGAGCAAUAUCCUUGAUGGUGUUACCUUUGUCCACCGUACUUCAUAUUAA
Bursaphelenchus xylophilus (pine wood nematode) is the source of this 5531-nucleotide messenger RNA. NCBI's taxonomy places the organism in Eukaryota, Metazoa, Nematoda, Chromadorea, Rhabditida, Aphelenchoididae. The record is from the annotation of a GenBank genome assembly.